AUAUUAUGUCAUCAUUACUUCUAUUAACACUAAUUCUGUGCUAAUUUUCUCGACCAUACCACGACCAUACCACGACGUCUCUACCCCGCCGAUCCAGCUUGUUCCGUCAAUUAAGUCUAUACCCACCCCCGCCGCCCGUAAUCAUUAUUGCAAUUUUGGCGGUACUGUUCACUGUUCAUGUAUACGAAGUUACGAACGCAGGUAACGAAAACGCACAGCAGACAGCGUAGACCACGUAGCCUGACGGUGCCCUCCGUCCGCCGACCGUCGUACAACACAUUCUCGACGCGUCCCACUCACCGAGGACAGUAACACUCGUUUCGUGUAUCGUCAACUGCGGAGUGCGGGCGGCACAGCAGAGUUUUGCCGUUUCUCGCCGCGGACCAGCGGAUGUCGGAUUUCCGGCACCAUCGCUACGAGAGAAAAAUAUUACAGAUUAAAAAGUAUAUUAUAAAAUAAUGCAAUUAAGUGGAAUAAUCUUUUUAUAACAUUUACAAGAAAAAACCUGCAUUUACAAUGGUAAAUUUGGAUGAACCUCCAUUUCUUUCUGUUGGUACAGAAGUCAGUGCCAAAUUUAAAGGGGCCUUUUGUGAAGCAAAAAUAAGUAAAAUAUCAAAAUCUGUAAAAUGCAAAGUUCAAUAUUCUAAUGGGAUAUCAACAUUUGUCCCAGAUGAUGCGGUGAAAGGACAAUUAAAGGUAGGAGCUAUUGUCAGUAUAAAAUGUAGUGAUAAAAAUGAACUAGUUCCAGCAACAAUUAAAAAAAUUCAAGAUUGUAGUCAAUACACUGUUGUAUUUGAUGAUGGAGAUAUUAAAUGCUUAAAAAGAACAGCAAUAUAUUUAAAAAGUGGAAAACACUAUGCUGAUAGUGCUACUACUAUAGUUGAAAGUCGUAUAAGUCAAACACAUAAAAAGAGUAUCGGGGAAAGUGGAGAAGAAGAAGCUUUUGCAACGGAGGAAAAAGAUGUACUCCCACCACACUGGGAUAAAGAUUCAUUAUUUGGUGUUCGUAAAAUGUGUAUUGCUACAGAUUGUGAACCAAUUGAUAGCGAUAAUUCUGAUAAAGAAUCAAUUGAACAAAAAGAUCAUUUGGUCGCACUGCUGUUUAAAUUUAUGGAUGACCGAGGAACUCCUAUUAAUGAAGCUCCAGUGAUUAAUGAGAAAGAUGUUGAUCUAUAUAAACUAUUUAAGGUUGUCAAUAGUUGUGGUGGGUAUAAUAAGGUAAAUAAACAUAAAUUAUGGGAGUUGGUUGCAUAUAAAGCUGGACAUGAAAAAGAGUCAUAUUUUUCUGUUAAACAUUGUUAUCAACAAUAUUUACAUCAUUUUGAAGAUUUUUAUCGAAAACUCGGAUGUACCAUGAUGAGUCAUUCGAGGGGAGAAAGAUCGCACAGCAGAUUUAGUCGCAGCAUUAUUAGGGACAUCGAUAAGUCAUUGCCUAGCACCUCAUCUGCAACUGAUAAAAUUAAAUGUGCAAAAAAUGAAUUGAACGAUACAAAAAACGAGAAUUCUGCUGUAAUUAAAAAAACAGCUAAAGUUAUUAAAACUGAAGAAAAACGUAUAAAGAUUACUGAAGAAUCUUCAAAGAAAGGUGAUAAAAAGAAAGAAGAUAUUGCUAAUAGUACACCAUGUAAUACACUAUCAGUGAAAUGGGAUCACGAAAUAACAGAAACAAAAGAUCCAGUUAGAAAUUCUAAAACAAAAAGAGAAAUGGUAGAUAUCCUAAAAAUGGAGAUAAAAAAAGAGAAAGAUUCUAAAGCAGUAAAUGAUGAUCAAAUCAUUAAAGAUGUAAAAUUAGAAAAAAAAAUAUAUACUAGAAAUUUAUUUGGAAAAUCAAUGCAAAAAAUUAUUAAAAAAGAAAAAGUUGAAGAAGAAAAAUCUGCAAAUACUGGGUUACCAGGUAUGAGAAAAAUUAAAGGUAUCAAAGAACAAAUUAAAACUGAUAAAGAAAUUAUUACUCCAAUCAAAAAGUCUAAAAGAAGAGUUUCUUAUACCCAGCAAGAUGCUUCAAUUGAAAAACUUGAUGAUGAAAGAUCAAAAUUUACACAAUCAAAAACUAAGGGAGAGGUACCUACUAAAUCAAGGAGAGUAUCAGUUAUAAGUAAUCUUGGUGACAGUGUUACUGGUAUACAACUUACACAGCCUGGACUUCUUGUUGAAAAUCUAAUUAAAAUUAAAAAGGAGGAUGUAUCUGAAAAGAAGAAAACUGGAAGAAAGAAUAAGGACGAUAAAGAGAAAGUGUUUUCAAACGAUAUAAUUCUUACACCUGUUAAUAUUGAGAAUAUGCCAUUUGAUAAAAACACACCAGUGGUUGUUGGAGAUAAUUUAGUAGUAUACUAUGGAAAUAAAGAAGCAAAAACUUAUGAUGCAAAAGUUAUUAGUGUGUGUGAUAUUGAAGGAGUAAAGAAAUAUUACGUACAUUAUAAAGGAUGGAAUUCACGGUAUGAUGAAUGGAUAGAUGUAAUGCGUAUUGCUUAUAAAACUAAGGACCCGGAACCAGGACUUGAAGUAGAUGAUGCAGAUUCUUCAAAAAGUAGUCCUCCAGAACAAAAAAAUGUGGAUCUAAAAAAGGUAUCGCCAACAAGUAGUAGAACCAGAAUUUCAGUUACUCCACUUACACCAAAUUCAAAUGUAAAAAAAUCACAUUUUAGCAGUGCUCAAUCUACUAGAACAUGUACUUUGACCGAUCGUCCAUUAUAUAAUAUUGAUAGUUCCGAUUUGGAAGGAGAAUGCACAUUAAGUGAAGGAUCCUUUAAACAGUACAGUAAGAAAAAAGUCAUAAAAUCAGAACCAGGUGUUAUUAUAAAAACUGAGCCAUUAGAUACUGAUGAUCAGAAAAAGACUGAAUAUCCAAGGACAUAUCCUAGCAAAAAAAAACUUAUGCAGCAAAGUGCACAUUUAAAACCAACGUCAAGUGUGUUAAAAGUUCAUAGCAAUAAAUUUAAAGAAGUUGAUAUAUGUAAGCAAGUGACACUGAAACAGCCAUUUGAAUCACCAAGUUAUAGUAUAAAGCCAAAUACAGAGAAUGAAAAUAUAGAAGCACAGAAUGAAAAUAAAAUAGAUGGUAUACAAAUUGAACUUAAAAUUGCUCCAAAUCAUUGUUUGUCACCGAAAGUAAAAUCUGAAAAAAAUGAUCUGGAGCAUUUUUCUGAAUCUUCAAAAUGUGAGAAUGAAGAAAUCAGAAUUGAAUCUGAGCCGUUCAUAAUUCCAACAAAGUCGGAAAUUUUAAGUAUCAUCUAUUACCCAUUGUCCUCUCAAGACGAAGAACUAAUUCAAUUGAAUAAAGUAACUGAUGUCAUCUCUUCCUCAUCAGAUGACAAAUUUGGUGAGUCUAAAAUAUCUGGUACUUAUUUUGAUCUUAACAAAAUAAGAUCAGAUAUGAAGGGACUAAUGCCAGUUUCAACAAAUAGUAAUAAUGAUAUUAUUAAAAAGACAGAAUCAUUCAUAUUGGAUCAAAAAAUAGAAAUAGAAGUCCCAAAAAUGAAUGAACCAGUUACAGAUGACGAAUUUAAAGAAUCUGAAUCGUGCAAUAUUACUAUUUCUUCUGUCAUAGAAGAAAAACUUUGUAAAUCUAUUAUACAUGAUUCACCAAAAUUAUUUAAUUCAAAGAAACCUGAUAAGUUACAAAGAGUCAUUGAUUCUUCAGCACAAGAGGAAGUAGUUGAACAAAAUAAGUCCAUGAUACCAUUUGUGCCCAACAGCAAUAUCAUUUAUUCAUUUGAUAAUAAUAUUAAAAUAAAAGUUAAUGACAAUUUGAACAUUAUAAAUGAAAUAGAAAAUCCAAUUAUGAUAAAACAAUCUGACAAUGGUUCUAAUGAAUUUCAAAACUUGAUAAGUGAAGUUAUGGUAAAUACGCCAAAUAUUAAAGAAAUCGGGGAACAUUUUCAGGAUGUUCCUGAUUCACAAUAUGAAGUUUUGGAUCUGAGCAUGAAACCAUCUGAAUCACCAUCUAUUAACAACAUUUUUGGUAUGCCGGAGCAUUAUGAACCUAAUGACAUGAUUGUUGAAGAAGAAGAUGAUGAUGAAGAUUAUGACGAAUCAAAAUUGGUUAUAGCUGAAAAUUUUAACAUAGAAACUGAUUACCAAAAGGAUUCUGAUGUUAUGGUUAUUAGCAAAGAACAUAAUUCUUCCGAUGUACAAAUUGAUGAAAACAUAGAAGCACAGUCUCUGGCACUACUACGACCAUAUUUACAUACUAAUAUUGAAAUAGAUUGUAAAAGUUCAUCUCAAAUAAAAAGAGAUAUAAGUAUACCAAAAGAUACAGAUAAUGAAAGUACUACAUUCUGUACUAAAAGCAUUCAAAAUGAUCGUAUUCAAAGAAACUAUUCGAGUCAAAAUAGACCAUACAUGAAUAAUAAUUAUGAAAAUACAAAAUCUGGUUUUGAAUUUUAUUCAAAUUCUAAAACACCUUUAAUUGAAGUUACAGAAAACGUCACUGAAUUUCCAAUUAACAAUAAGCAUAAAAAAUGUGAUUUUGAAGUCGAAAAUGUUAAAGAUAAAUACAAUAAAGAAAAAACUAUGGUGCUUCCAGAAUUGCGAUGUAGAGAAGAAAUAGUAGAUGAAGAUACUCCUAAUAACAUUUUAAAUAUAGAGUACAAUAGUAAAUAUGCAGAAUAUGACAUUCAUAAGCCUAGUACUAGUAAAGGUUUCUUUGAUUCGAUAUAUCAACCAGGUACAAGCAAAGAUAGUUUUUAUGAAACUGACACCAGUAGUGACGCAAAAAAUAGUUUCUUCCAAACUAGUCAAGCAGUCAAAAAUGUUAUUUUUGAUACAAAUGUCCCUGGAAAAAGUAGUUUGUUAGAUCCCAGUAUUCCAAGUUACAGUACCAAAGACUUCUAUGGUCAUUAUAUUCCAAGUUCUAGCAAAAGCAACUUUUAUGAAAACUCUUUGCCCAGUACUAGCCGAAGCAACUUUUAUGAAAACUAUUUGCCCAGUACUAGCAAAAGCAACUUUUAUGAAAACUCUUUGCCCAGUACUAGCAGAAGCAACUUUUAUGAAAACUCUCUGCCCAGUACUAGCAGAAGCAACUUUUAUGAAAACUAUUUGCCCAGUACUAGCACAAGCAACUUUUAUGAAAACUCUUUGCCCAGUACUAGCAAAAGCAACUUUUAUGAAAACUCUUUGCCCAGUACUAGCAGAAGCAACUUUUAUGAAAACUCUCUGCCCAGUACUAGCAGAAGCAACUUUUAUGAAAACUAUUUGCCCAGUACUACCACAAGCAACUUUUAUGAAAACUCUUUGCCCAGUACUAGCAAAAGCAACUUUUAUGAAAACUCUUUGCCCAGUACUAGCAGAAGCAACUUUUAUGAAAACUCUUUGCCCAGUACUAGCAAAAGUGUUUAUAACUCUGAAUGUGAUGUAAAUAAUAUUUUUAUUUGUGAAGAAAUGAUACCAAGGAGUCCAACUGGUAUUUCAGAAGAACAAUAUGAACAAGAAAGAAAUAAAGCUCUUCAAACACUCUAUGAAGAAAGAGAAGCUGCUUUAGCUAUGUGUGCUAUGAAUCAAUCUUUUUGUAGACCAAUGAUUACAUUGAUGGGUGCUACGGAAGAAGAAAUGGAAGAAUAUACUAAUAUUCUAAAAAAAGAUGGAGCAAUUCUUGAUCAACAACAUUUACUGUACUUAGCUGAGAUUUCUAGUAAGAAACUUGGUAUAAAUAUAAAGGAACCAUCAGUUACAGAACCACUUGAAAGAGAACCAGAGACAAUAGUCGAUAAAAUAGCAAAGCCACCAGAAAAACCACAAUUCAAACGCAAAAUUGAAAGUGAUGAAGAAACAUCAAAACGCAGUAAAUUAUCUGCUGCUACUGCUCCUAUCCCUUCAGGUAUAAAUCAUUUUGAAGAAUCAGAUGAAGAAGAAUGGGAUUCUCUACUUGCCCAUCCUGUAUUCCCUCCUGAAAUGAUAUCGGCUGAAAAGCAAACUGAUCUAAUAGACAGAUUGAAUGAUCUACGAAGAGUAUAUACUUCAGUAAAAGCUCGUUUAGUUGUGACUGAUCGAAGAAAGAAAAAAAUUUAUAAACGAAAAAGGGAUCAGGCCAAAGCUGCUAGACAAGCAGCUAGUGGUGAAUCUUAAUAAAAUUUUGCUUAAGUGAUCCGUCUAUUUUAAUUUAAGUAUAGAUAUAUAAUAUAUUAAAUAUUUGAUAUUAUAUAAUUGAAAAUGUAAUUUCAAAUAAUAUUAUAUACUUCAUUGUAUUUAUUUAUUUUUAAACCUUCAAUACAAAGAUAACUUAUUUUUUUAAAGUAAAAUAGACAUUUUUUUGACAAUAUAUUAAAAUUAAAAAUUGUAUCCUA
Molecule: messenger RNA, 6281 nt
Organism: Metopolophium dirhodum (rose-grain aphid)
Lineage: Eukaryota; Metazoa; Arthropoda; Insecta; Hemiptera; Aphididae
Exons: 20
Coding region: 517-6063 (1848 amino acids)
Biological process (GO): regulation of transcription by RNA polymerase II
Cellular component (GO): nucleus
Molecular function (GO): transcription cis-regulatory region binding
Source: RefSeq, a predicted model, not a curated record